Solanum stenotomum is the source of this 1230-nucleotide messenger RNA. Its product is annotated as protein SYM1-like. Gene Ontology annotation, cellular component: cytoplasm; membrane. The transcript has 7 exons. The record is from RefSeq and is a predicted model, not a curated record. Bases 42 to 1049 code for a protein of 335 amino acids. NCBI's taxonomy places the organism in Eukaryota, Viridiplantae, Streptophyta, Magnoliopsida, Solanales, Solanaceae.
CUUUCAAACGUUUUUUUUUCUUCUGCAAUAACAAACCAAUCAUGUCAGCACUCAACAAUUUUGCUACUCAUAUCCUCUCUUCUUCCUCAAAGAGAUCCCUUCAAGAAUCCAGAAAGACUCAAACUUUAUCCAUCAACUUUUCUCCAACUUUCACCAUACAAAAUAUACCAAAAACCCCAUCAAGAAUAAGUUUUGUUUGUCCAAUAAAUGCUGUGACAGAAGAUAAAGAAGCAGAGGCCAACCAAGAAAAUGAAAAGAAAGAAUCAAAUGGAACUGAAAUUGAAGAAAAAAUCAAGAAUAGCUUCUUGUCCAUUUUGUUGGAUAAAGAUAGGUUUUUUAAUGCUUCAAUUGUACUUGGUGCUGGUACACUUGCCAUCACAAGGUUACUCACCAUAGAUCAUGAGUAUUGGCAUGGAUGGACCCUUUACGAGAUACUGAGGUAUGCCCCGGAGCACAACUGGAUUGCAUAUGAAGAAGCACUGAAAGCAAAUCCUGUGUUAGCUAAAAUGGCGAUUAGUGGUAUUGUCUACUCUGUAGGAGACUGGAUCGCUCAAUGCUAUGAAGGAAAGCCUCUUCUUGAAUUUGACCGGACUCGCAUGUUUAGAUCUGGUCUUGUUGGAUUUUCACUUCAUGGUUCCCUUUCCCACUACUAUUACCAAUUUUGUGAGGCUCUUUUCCCGUCCAACGAUUGGUGGGUGGUUCCAGCUAAAGUUGCUUUUGACCAAACCAUUUGGUCAGCAAUUUGGAAUAGCAUCUAUUUUGUGGUCCUUGGUUUCUUGCGUCUCGAAUCUGCAUCCAAUAUUUUUGGCGAACUCAGAGCCACGUUUUGGCCCAUGUUAACAGCAGGGUGGAAACUUUGGCCAUUUGCUCACCUAAUAACUUAUGGCGUUAUUCCUCUUGAGCAAAGACUCCUUUGGGUGGACUGUGUCGAACUGGUUUGGGUUACUAUUCUCUCAACCUACUCAAAUGAGAAAUCAGAGGCGCGGAUAUCUGAAGAAUUAUCGGAAGCUAAAUCUGAUUCAUCAUCGAGUAAAUUGCCCGAGGAUUGAUCAAGCUAAACAACUUAAGAGAUUCUUAAGUUAUAUUAUCAAGUUAUAGUAAAUAAUUAACCAGCCUUUGAGAAAGCUAUUUAUUUAGGAAAUUAAAAGUGUAUAUAUAUAGCCAGUAUGUACUCUCCUUGGCCUUACCCAUUGGUGAAUGGGGGAAGAUAUAAAAAGAGGAGUUUAGUGU